Molecule: messenger RNA, 5315 nt
Organism: Engraulis encrasicolus (European anchovy)
Lineage: Eukaryota; Metazoa; Chordata; Actinopteri; Clupeiformes; Engraulidae
Gene: lnx2b
Product: ligand of numb-protein X 2b
Exons: 12
Coding region: 990-3257 (755 amino acids)
Molecular function (GO): protein binding; ubiquitin-protein transferase activity
Source: RefSeq, a predicted model, not a curated record
CGGAGAUGAGCUGCUUUGCGCUGAGCUGAGUGGAGUGGAGUCUGGUUUCAGUGAGGCUGCAGGCAGCCACAACACGCCACCGCUCAGCACAGCGGCUAGAGCAGCUUUAGUGUGUCUUCGUCUUGGUGCGUUUGGACACAAGCGAGCUGUUGCUGUUGCUGUUCGCCAGCUGGGGGACGUGACUUGCACAACACAGCGGCUGGCUGCAUGAGUGGAUCGAGUAUUUGGAGUGCGUUUGGACGCAAGAAAGGGAGCUAUUGGAGAAAACAGCCAGCUGAGGUAGACUGACCAGUGUUUUGGACUGCUGUGGUUGAUCGCAAGCAGGCCACUGGAAAAAAAAACAGCUGCUUGUGGGACUUUUUAAGUGUGUGUUUUGGACUGCUGUGUUUGGAUGCAAGCAGAGCAGAGCGAGCUCAUUGGUGUGUCAGCCAGCUGUGGGACUUGGGACUCAGGGAAACGGGAACGGGAACAGGAAGGUGGGAAAUUGGACGAAUAAGAAAGGGGACACUGACACACACACCGCUGGCUGAGAGAGAGCAGCAACACCCAGGGCGGGAUAGUCGCCACCACCACCAGCUUCCAGCCAGCCAGCAGGAAGGAAGAAACCCCACCAUGAAGUGAAGAGGAGGACGGGCAUCGAGGUGCUACUACGCAGCAGAAUCUGCGUGAAGAAGUACUCUUUAGUUCUCCAAGACUGCCAGAGGGUGUUAUUUUAAUCAUUCAUUUUUAGUUGUUUUGUUUUCCCCUCCCCCAACUCUUUUCCCGGUGCCAUGUGUCUGCCGGAGUAGAUGAGCCUGGCUGUUGUCAAGACGGGCACGCGCAGCUAGGCCUGCAGCUGAAGGCUUGCUCCCCCGGGAGUUGAGGCUCCUACGGAGGAAGCAGAAGAAGAAGAGGGGAAGAAGGGAGGGAGGGAGAGAAGGAGGACAGGAAAAGAGGCAGGAGGGAGGGGAGUAAAGAGAGGAGUCGUGACGGGUCUCGGAGCGUCUGCCAUGACGGAGGUCAGGGUGUCCGCCUCGAGCGGCUCUGCUGCCCCCGCCCUCGCCCCCACCGCUGCCACCACCACAGUGCCCAUGAUGACCUCAUCGGCCUCCUCCUCGUCCGUGUCCAUGGCGACGGGAGUGUCGGGGUCGCCGUCGGCUUCGGUGACGUGGGCGCGGGUGUGCAAGGAGUGCGGGCAGUGCCACGAGGCGCCCGAGGCUCACCUGUACGAGUACCAAGACGAGGUGGACGACGAGCUGGUGUGCCACAUCUGCCUGCAGCCCCUGCUGCGGCCCAUGGACACGCCGUGCGGCCACACCUACUGCUACCAGUGCCUCAGCAGCUUCCUGCGCGAGCAGGACUUCUGCCCCGUGGACCGCCAGCGGCUGCAGCUGGCCCAGUGCCGGUCCAGUAGCCUGCUGGUGCGCAACCUGCUGGACAAGCUCAGCGUGCUGUGCCCCUUUCACGCCGAGUGCCAGGGCGCCAUGCAGCGCUGCGAGCUGCAGCCUCACCUCCACCACAGAUGCCCUGUUUUCCGGCGGAUGCGCGAGGAGGCCGAGAGGAGGAAGAGGCCCCCUUGGAACGAGAUCAAGGCCAGCAAGGCCGAGGCGGAGGACGGCAAGGCCACGCCCACACUGUCCCGUGGCUCCCCACGCGCCCCCAGCGAGCCCGGCAUGGUCAACCCCGCCUUCGAGGAGGGAGAGGAAGAGACGCACCUGCGUUCCAGCCUGGUUGCGGAGGCCAACGUAGUGGAGCUGUACCGCGACGAGCCGGAGGACGAGCUCGGCCUGCGUAUCGUCGGCGGCAAGGACACACCCCUCGGCAACAUUGUCGUCCAGGAGAUCGUACGCGACUCCAUCGCCGCGCGCAGUGGAAAAUUGUUUCCCGGAGACCACAUUCUAGAGGUGAACGACGUCAGCCUGGCGACGGUGUGCCACAACCGGGCCAUUGGCGUGCUGAGGCGGCCCUGCUCUGUUCUCCGCAUCACGGUCAUGCAGGAGAAGGGCUUCAAGCCGCGGCCCGACCCCCACCAAGCGCACCCUUCCUCGGGCACCGCCGCCACCAACCCUCCCCUGACCUCCACUGGCUCAUCCUCAUCCAACAACUCCUCUUCGUCCUCCUCGUCCAACACAUCGCCACAGGCCUCCAACCACCAUCACCACCACCCACACCCACACCACGCGCACCACCCGGCCCACCCGAUCCAGGGCACGGUCACCCAGGUCACCCUGGUGAAGCGGGAGCGCUCGGAGCCGCUGGGCAUCAAGCUGAUCCGCAAGUCGGACGAGUCGGGCGUCUUCAUCCUGGACCUGCUGGUGGGGGGGCUGGCGGCUAAAGACGGCAAGCUGAGGAACAACGACAAAGUGCUGGCCAUUAACGGGCACGACCUGAGGCACGGCACGCCAGAGACGGCCGCGCAGAUCAUACAGGCCAGUGAGGUGCGUGUGAACUUCGUGGUGAUGCGUCACCCGGAGGCGGAGGAGGUGGGUGAGGUGGUGGUGAUGAGGGGUGCCCGGAGAGCUCCAGAACAGCAGUUCUUCAGGAGACGCUCCACAUACAUGAAGGAGCCCCCGAGCGGCUUCUCGUGCCAGGAGAAGGCGGUGAACCUGAAGAAGGAGCCUCGCCACUCCCUGGGCAUCACCAUUGCCGGGGGGCGGGACUGCCGCAGCCGCGUCCCCGUCUACAUCACCAGCGUCCAGCCAAUAGGGUGUCUGUAUCGUGACGGCAACAUCAAGACAGGCGACGUGCUGCUGAGCAUCAACGGCGUGGACCUGACACAGCUGACGUAUGGCGAGGCGGUGUCGGUGCUGAAGGCCCAGACGGCCCAGCCCUCGGUGGCCCUGCGUGUCAUCCGCACGCUGGCCGAGGAGGACGAGGAGGAGGGCGACGCCGCCGCCAAGGAGGAGCAGGAGGGAGGGGACAGCCCCCGCGAGGACGACAUCCACUGGGCACCGCUCUGGACACGCUGGCUUGGACUGCCCAGCAACAUGCACUGGUGUCGUGACAUUGUGCUGAUGAAGACCAACACUGAGAGCUGGGGCUUCAGCAUUGUGGGGGGCUACGAGGAGAGCAGAGGCCAGCAGCCCUUCUUCAUCAAGACCAUAGUGCCUGGCACGCCUGCACACUUCGAUGGACGCCUCAAGUGUGGAGAUGAGAUCGUGGCCGUGAACGGGGCCACCACGGUGGGCAUGAACAACUCCUCCCUCAUCCCCAUGCUCAAGCUGCAGAAGAACAAGGUCACCCUCACCGUCGUCUCCUGGCCUGGCAGCCUCAUCUAAACACUACGCUUCCCUCCCGGCUUAAGGGACCUGGGCCCAGGCACCAGGUUCCCCUAGGUCCCCAGGCCGGCCACAGCUGCAUCUGCCUCCUCUGUGCUGCUUCAUGCGAGUCUGAAUCCUACAGCCAUCACAACAUGAUCAUCAACACUCACCCUGGUCUCCUGGCUGGGAAGCCUCACCUACGCCCACACUUUCCUCUUGCCUUUAAGGCUCCGGGCCUCAAAGCCUGCAACCCAGGCCCCCAAAAACGGCUCCUUUUCCAGGCCUGCUCCCUCUGUACAAUGGACAUCCAGAAUAGGAUCUAGCCCACGCUUCCCCCUUCCCCCUCCAGGGCUACAGGCACCAGGCACUAGGUUCCAGGGCCUCAGACAAUGGCCUCCCCCUGCCUUCUCCAUCAGAACAUGAGAAACCUAAAAACAGAAGCCCCAUCUAGUCCUCACCCAGUGCACUGUGUAAAUGACAGGGACAAACAAGGCAACUCCCGCCCCUUCAUAGUGAAUGAUGGAGUGACUGAGGGAACAUGUCUGUUAAGGCCCAGCUCUGAUUAUCACAAUAUGGAUAACCGAACUUCCUAAAUUGUGGAUGCUCCAUGGCUGAAGAUUAAACAGUUCAAGCUGCAAAAUGUCUUAACGAUGUUUUAUCUUAGGAAGACUUGCUCUUGUUUGUCUGGUCUGACAAGGGAGAAAGCAUGACAGGUUUGGGUCUCCUUCCCUGCCCCCCGGAAGUGUUUUAAUUGCUGUCGAUGAAUGUUUUAUAAUUAUAUAUAUAUAUUAUACGUAGAGUUUGAUCACUGGCUUGACAUCCCUACAGUUGCUCUAGGCGAGACUGCCAUGUUAGCGUGUGUGAAUGUGUGCGCGCGCUGUUAUUGGCUGAAAUGGUUGCCCCUGGAGACAGACGGCCGCCAAUCAGGGAGGAGGAAGACAAACUGACAAUCAGAUUGGGAGCUAAUUGGAUAUGAAGGAAUUAUGUUUAGGAAUUACACAUUUUUUUAUGUUGGGCCAAAAUGUCUCGCCGGCCUUUUAAUCGCUUUGUUUUCUUUGAAUGUUUCAUUUAAAUGCCUUUUUCCUUCUGUGUCUGUCACCCGUGUGUAACUUUGAGAGUUCAGUGAGAGAAUGCAGGGCAUGUUUUUUUUUUUUUAAAGCCCUGAAAGUUCAAGUUUUAUUUGUUUGUUUUUAGAACGUUGAGAUUGCGUUGGUUGAAUGUUACACGUUCCGUGCAAGACAUGCCGAAUUAAAGAGUUGCCUGUGUUGUUAUGUGUGUAGCACGAAUCACUAAUGUUACCCUUGUUAUGGCAGCGGGGGUUAUUAAGGUUCAAUAUAUAAGCAAUAGGGCCUCGUUCACUGUUAGUAUAUCUCUGUUGCAUAGCUCUCAGUGUCCAUACUCCGUAGGAAAACUAUGGCAGACGCACAGGGGUGUAUACCAAGUAUGGCAACACCUCUGAGAGCAGACCAAAACGUCUUGAGUUGGGCUACAAUGUGACUUAUGCUGAUAUUUUAAUAACUUUUACCAAAUACUAUUCGAUUAAACUGCUAGGAAAUACACAUCAUAAUGACGUUAGAUUUGCAGUAUUAAUUGGGGUUUGAUACUAUAUAAUUGGCUACCUGUGUGAUGUUCUGUUGAAUGCAACUGUAAUGAGUGUUUGAUUUUUUUGGGUGCCUUGCAUACAUUAUAAAGAACGAAGGAUGAAUCUAUGCACACCUGCCUUAAAAUGCCAAUAGACCAAAAACAUGCUAUCGUUGUAUAAUUAUUUUCUUUUCCUGCUUCUCAUGUUCUCUUUACCUGAUGACGUAUUACUCGAAUGAAUGUGUCUGAUUUGAUGUGUAGUUCACACAUGCGUCGCACAGACACACACACACACACACACACACACACACACACACAGAGACACACACACACACACACAGUUCCUGACACUUGCAUUCCAUUUCAAAAUGUUGAUUGUUUCCUUUUCCCCCCAUGGGAUGGCCCAGGCAGACAGAGGGAGGGAGAGAGGGAACGCCUUUUGCCUGUCCCUGGGUUCCUCUUAUUAUACAAUAAAGCAAUAUGGUUUCACCACAA